CUAAACAGCAUGCACUGAAUGUAGCUGGAGGCUGUUGGCCAACCGCUUUGAUCUCUUGUCAGUGUGGAACUGUAGUUUGUCCCAUUUGCCGAUCCAUCCAUCCUCCACAGCACCAUGGGUAUCCUUGACAAAAUCCAGGAGAUUGAGCGCGAAAUCGCUCGCACGCAGAAGAACAAAGCUACGGAAUACCAUCUGGGUACGUUGAAGGCCAAAUUGGCCAAGUAUCGGGCCCAAUUGCUGGAACCCACGGGGAAAAAGGGAGAAAAGGGCGAUGGGUUCGACGUGAUGAAGUCGGGCGAUGCUCGCGUGGCCAUGAUAGGAUUUCCAUCUGUCGGAAAAUCCACUCUGUUGAGCACCAUAACCAAAACAGAGAGUGCCCAGGCCUCCUACGAGUUCACGACCCUCACGUGCAUCCCGGGGGUGAUCGAGUACCAGGACGCCAACAUCCAAUUGUUGGAUUUGCCCGGAAUCAUUGAAGGCGCUUCUCAGGGCAAAGGUCGAGGUCGUCAGGUGAUUGCUGUGGCCAGGACGGCCGAUCUGAUCCUCAUGAUCCUUGAUGCCACCAAGAAGGACAUCCACAAGGAUCUCUUGGAAAAGGAGCUCGAGAGCGUGGGGAUUCGCCUUAACGUCCUCCCGCCCAAUAUCUAUUUCAAACAGAAGAAAGCCGGAGGAAUCUCAUUCAAUUCCACGGUGCCAUUGACACAGAUGAACGAGAAAUUGGCCCAAAUGAUCUUGCACGAGUACAAGAUCUUCAAUGCAGAGGUUCUAUUCCGAGAAGAUUGUGGCGCGGAUGCUUUCAUUGACGUCAUCUUAGGCAAUCGAAUGUACUUGAACUGCGUGUACGUGUACAAUAAAAUCGAUCAGAUCCCAUUAGAAGAGGUGAAUCGAUUGGCCCGUCAACCGCAUUGCGUGGUCAUAAGUUGCGAGAUGAAAUUGAACCUGGACUACUUGAAAGAUUGCCUGUGGGAGCAUCUGAACCUGAUCCGUGUUUACACCAAAAAACCGGGUUGUCCUCCCGAUUUCGAUGAUUCUAUUAUUUUGCGGAAUGGUGUCUCCGUCAAGCAUGUCUGUCAUGCCAUUCAUCGCACCAUAGAACAAGUCUUCAAAUAUGCCUUGGUUUGGGGUACCAGCACGAAAUAUUCCCCUCAAAGAGUGGGAUUAUCUCAUAUCAUGCACGACGAGGAUGUGAUACAAGUCGUCAAGAAGUAAUCCCCGUGGAGAGAUGUACGUAUGUCAAGAAUCUGGAGCAUGGCAUUUGUUUGCUCAAUAGCUAUCAACAAAGCACCAACGUGUGUAGCAGUACGGCUAGAAGAGGGAUGGACAACCCGAACUCUGGAUGUCACGUGUAUCCUCGUACGUUUCUUGAAGCAUUCUCGCCACCAUCUUGUUUUCUUACCACCACCAUCACCACCGCCACCAUUAUCAUCAUCAUCAUAACAGUGAUGACAGACGACAUUUUUGAUAAUGACGCUCCAAAGCAUGAAUAAAGCCUCUGCUGGCUUCGUCUCGUU
Tigriopus californicus is the source of this 1511-nucleotide messenger RNA. Its product is annotated as developmentally-regulated GTP-binding protein 2-like. Gene Ontology annotation, cellular component: cytoplasm. The record is from RefSeq and is a predicted model, not a curated record. Gene Ontology annotation, molecular function: GTP binding; GTPase activity. The coding region runs from base 115 to 1209 and encodes 364 amino acids. NCBI's taxonomy places the organism in Eukaryota, Metazoa, Arthropoda, Copepoda, Harpacticoida, Harpacticidae. Gene Ontology annotation, biological process: cytoplasmic translation. The transcript has 5 exons.